AUGAUUGCUUCGCGAACGUCACAUUUUAGAUCGGUAGAGAUUUAUCAACAAAAACAAGUCGAGUUGUUAGCGCAGUUUCAACGCGCACAAACCAAUUUGGCCAUGCAACAGCUGAAUUAUUUCCAAUUCUUUCAACAGCAGAAUUCCGCUGCCGCAUCACCUCAGCAGGCCAGUGCCGUAUCCACUCAAACCGCUCAACAAUCCUCAUACUAUAACUCACCACCCGGCCCGGCGCAUCUGAUCGAUCCGGUGACCAUUCCAGCCGUCUCCUCAUCACAAGAUGACAGCGAUUCACCGCAACAACAAGCCUCACCAACAACGUCGAUACCAACCAAAGAGACAGCAACAUCAUCUACUACGGGACUUCGCAAUCGAAGUUAUAAAUCUGAUGAAAUCUUUUGA
Anisakis simplex (herring worm) is the source of this 402-nucleotide messenger RNA. The record is from the annotation of a GenBank genome assembly. Lineage: Eukaryota; Metazoa; Nematoda; Chromadorea; Rhabditida; Anisakidae.